AUAACAAAAUUGCAAAAACUGCCUCAACUCUCAAAUCCUAAAACCGCCAUUAAACCCUAGAAUACUAGAAAAUGGAAGAUGAGGAAGAUACUACGAUGACUACUGAAGAAACGAAUAACAAAAAUAAUAAAGAAUCAUUAGAAUCCGAAGUAGCUCCGGCCAUCAUCUCUGUUCACCCGGAACAGCACUCCGUCGCCGUCGCCGUUGGCCCUGACCUUCGUGUUUUCAAUCUCCGAGAAGGUUGUCCGGUAAAUUUGGGGGCCGAAUCGAAUAUUAGUAAUCAUAAGGAAUCUAUUAGAGCUAUACGGUAUGGUGCUAAAGGUAAACUCUUUGUAUCGGCUGGAGACGACAAAGCUGUUAAGAUUUGGGACACGGAUUCGUGGCGGUGUUUGUGUACCGUGUCAACGGAGAAGAAAGUUAGUGCAGUUGCUAUAAGCGACAAUGGACAGUUUGUUUGUUAUGCUGAUAAAUUUGGGGUCGUUUGGGUUGUUGAGCUGGAUGGGCUAUAUGAAAAUAAAUCAUUAGUCCAGAAGAAGGGAUCGCCACUUCUUGCCCACUAUUGUAGCAUCAUUACUAGUCUGGAGUUUUCGCCAGAUGGGCAGUUUAUUGUUACUGCUGACCGUGAUUUCAAAAUUCGUGUUACCGUGUUUCCAAAGAAACCUAUAGAUGGAGCCCACGAGAUACAAAGUUAUUGCCUUUCCCAUACAGAAUUUGUGUCCUGCCUAGCCUUUGUUUACAAUCAGGAUCAUCCACAAGGAUAUUUAGUUUCUGGAAGUGGCGAUUCAACAGUUCGUUUGUGGGAUUUUACAUCUGGAUUGCUUCUUCAUACAUGUGACGUUGGAUCACAGGCGGGACAUCAACAAACUGAUGGAAUAGAAAGCAAUUAUUAUGCAGUUACGAGUUUAUGCGCAACACCUGAUGGUUCGUCGAUUUUUGUAGCUGUUCAAGGCUUGCCAGGAAUAAUGUUGUUGAGUUGCAACCUUUCUGCUAAAAGUCUUUCUGUUCUGAAGGUGGUCUCUGUUACUGGAGAAGACUUCAUACCCACAAGUUUAGGGACUUCAUUAACAUCAGAUUUUUUAUGGAUGGUGAUGGGUGUCUCCAAUUUGCCUGGUUUUUGUUCUUCAUCGCUGGCUCGAGUUCGUGCGAUCACUGGUUUAAAGAAAUUCAAUUCAGAAUCUGGCGAUGAUAGUCAUAACAUAUUGGAAGAUAAACAAGUUCCCUGUGGAGAAAAUAUGUUGCAGCAAUUACAGGGAAGCUUGUCUAUCGACAAAGAGGUCUUCUCUGCAGCUGCUGAAGCUGUGAAAACAUCAAUGCGCAAUCUGUUGAUUAAGAAACAAUACUCCGUUGAAAGACGUGAUUUUAGGAAAAGAGGCCGAAACGACAAAAAGGGAAAAAGAUAGCAGAUACCUCAUUAGAGGUGAGGUGAUACUUAGGAUCACCUAGUUGUGUUUCAUGCCAUUGAUGGCCCCAAGUUUUUUCAACUCAUCACUGUAGAAAAUUUGCUACAUGUGUUUCUGUUAUAUGAGUGUUUGUAUUUGUAGCUUAACCAUUUAUUUAGAUUACAUUCUUCACCAUAAUGCUAUUCCUUCGUCUGUC
This is a messenger RNA of Erigeron canadensis, 1596 nucleotides long. Its product is annotated as tRNA (guanine-N(7)-)-methyltransferase non-catalytic subunit wdr4. NCBI's taxonomy places the organism in Eukaryota, Viridiplantae, Streptophyta, Magnoliopsida, Asterales, Asteraceae. Bases 72 to 1400 code for a protein of 442 amino acids. Gene Ontology annotation, molecular function: tRNA (guanine(46)-N7)-methyltransferase activity; protein binding. Gene Ontology annotation, biological process: RNA (guanine-N7)-methylation. Gene Ontology annotation, cellular component: tRNA methyltransferase complex; nucleus; cytosol. The transcript has 10 exons. The record is from RefSeq and is a predicted model, not a curated record.